This is a messenger RNA of Oncorhynchus keta (chum salmon), 476 nucleotides long. Its product is annotated as uromodulin-like. The transcript is spliced from 2 exons. NCBI's taxonomy places the organism in Eukaryota, Metazoa, Chordata, Actinopteri, Salmoniformes, Salmonidae. The record is from RefSeq and is a predicted model, not a curated record. The coding region runs from base 44 to 424 and encodes 126 amino acids.
GGUUGUGUUCCCGUUUCUGCCCCUGUAGAAGUAACUAGUGUUGAUGAGGAUGAUCCUGGUGGCUCUGCUGGUGCCUCUACUGGUUCUGUCCAGCGCUGGACGUCCCUCAGAUACGAUUGUCACCAGCUGCGAGGCGUGUCACGAACAAGCCGUCUGCCACACCUCGCCCAUGGCAGGUGACAUCACAUGCACCUGUAAGAAGGGCUUCUCCGGAGACGGCCUCAUCUGUUUACCUGGCCACACCGCCACCGCCGACCACCACCACGCCCUCGCCGUGUCCGCCGCUCCUACCCCACCUCCAACACCAACCUUGCCCAUGUCCGGUUCAGCUGCGGCUUCAACGAGUGCGCCGACGGGGAGGACUGCAUCACGGUCGCCGGCAUCCAGCAGUGCUCCAACCCCUGUAAGAUCUACACGGUCCUGAACGACGCCUGGCGUUCCACCAACAACCACGGGGCAACAGGCACUGCGACCGC